AGAAAACACGCCCACCCUCUUUAAAUCGCUUCUUCUUAGUCUGUUAUCUCACAGAAAGGGCGGUUCUUCUCCCAUGUUAGGAAGUGAAGCCGUAUCUUGAAAGAAUAAACAAAAAGAAAGAAAGAAAUGAGAAGAUGAGAUAAGAGAAAAAAAAGUCCGGUUUACAGCGUUACUGACCUUGACCGUUUGCGAUUGGUGCCAUCAGGACGUAGUUCUUUUGUAAAGCCAUGGCACGAGGACAGGGUGAACAGAGUACCAAAAUUGAUUUCAAAUUUGAACGACUCUUUGAAUGUGACUCUUACCUUAAGGGCUAUCAAACUGAAAUAAAAAGAAGAGCUAAAAUCCUUCAAGAAACAGUUGAAGGAAUAUCUAAAAAUGAAGGAAGUCUUGAUGAAUUUGGUUUGGGAUUCAAAAAAUAUGGAGUCCAUGUCAAAGAUGACAACAGUGUUGAAUGGCUCGAAUGGGCUCCUGGUGCAAAAAACAUGUAUUUACGUGGGGAAUUUAAUGACUGGAAUAGACAGGCAUACAAGUUUAAAAAAUUGGACUAUGGCCGCUGGAAGCUGGUUAUUCCUCCAGCAGUUGAUGGCAAAUGUGCUAUCGAACACAAAAGCAAAGUGAAGUUGGUCAUUGAGAAUGAACAUGGUGACUUUGUGGACCGUCUCAGUCCUUGGGCAACUUAUGUUGUCCGAGACAAAGCGCUAGUAUUUGACCAAGUUUUAUGGAAUCCUCCCCUUCAUGAGAAAUACGCAUUUAAGCAUCCAAAUCCUCCUAAACCAGACAGGCUCCGCGUUUAUGAGGCACAUGUUGGCAUUUCAUCAUGGGAAGGUAAAGUCGCAAGCUACAAGUGGUUCACCGAUGAGAUAAUACCCAGAAUUGUAAAUCUUGGUUAUAAUUCAAUUCAAUUAAUGGCAAUCAUGGAGCAUUCAUAUUAUGCUUCCUUUGGUUACCAAAUAACAAGUUUCUUUGCUAUCUCAAGUCGCUAUGGUACACCAGAAGAACUAAAAGAGUUGAUAGACGUGGCACAUUAUCAUGGAUUGGCUGUGUACCUCGAUAUUGUUCACAGCCAUGCAUCAAAGAACAUGGAAGAUGGUCUAAACGGUUUUGAUGGUACUGCGUCUUGCUACUUCCAUGACAAUGGUCGAGGUUACCAUAGUCUUUGGGAUUCUCGCCUCUUCAAUUAUUCAGAGUAUGAAGUUCUGCGGUUUCUUAUAUCCAACUUAAGAUGGUGGGUUGAAGAAUAUCACUUUGAUGGUUUUCGUUUUGAUGGUAUCACAUCAAUGUUAUAUCACACUCAUGGAAUAGGUCAUGGAUUUUCAGGUCACUACGAUGAAUAUUUUGGUUUGAACACUGAUACAGAAUCUCUGAACUAUUUAACCCUUGCCAAUUAUAUACUCCACAAGGCAUAUCCUUUUAUAGUCACCAUUGCAGAGGAAGUAUCUGGAAUGCCUGCUCUUUGCAGGCCUGUAGAAGAAGGCGGCAAUGGUUUUGACUACAGAUUAGCUAUGGCUAUACCAGACAUGUGGAUUAAGCUCUUGAAAACACAAAGUGAUGAAGAUUGGAAUAUUGGUGGCAUCAUUCACAAUCUCACAAAUAUGCGUUAUGGAGAGAAAUGUAUAGCAUAUACAGAGAGUCAUGAUCAAGCACUGGUUGGAGACAAAACCAUUGCUUUUUGGUUGAUGGAUAAAGAGAUGUACACAUCUAUGUCUGUUAUGUCUCCACCUAAUCUGACCAUUGACAGAGGCAUUGCACUGCAUAAGAUGAUCCGACUCAUUACAAUUGGACUUGGUGGUCAGGGAUAUCUUAAUUUCAUAGGUAAUGAAUUUGGCCAUCCAGAAUGGCUAGACUUCCCCCGUGAAGGAAAUUCUGAGAGUUACCAUUAUGCUAGGCGCCAGUGGAAUCUAGUCGAUAAUGAUAUGUUGAAAUAUAAAUAUCUGAACAAUUUUGAUGCAGCAAUGUUAAAACUUGAAAUAAAAUACAGCUGGCUUAAUAAUGAUUUUAAUUACGUCAGCCAGAAGCAUGAGACAGACAAAGUGAUUGUGUUUGAGAGGACCAACAAACUGGUGUUUGUUUUCAACUUCCAUUCUGCCAACAGCUAUACUAAUUAUAAAAUUGGUGUGAAUGUUCCUGGGAAGUAUCGAAUUGCUCUUGACACAGAUGUUGAGGAAUUUGGGGGCCACAAGAGAUUAGAUCACAACACUAUAUUCUCUACUUCUGAAGGAUGUCACGACAACCGAAUGCAUCAUUUAUUUCUUUAUAUUCCUAGCCGUUGUGCUUUUGUUCUAGAAAAAUUUGACUGAAUAAUUAGUCUGCUGGAAACGGACAGUUGAGCUGCUGAGUCAAACACGAUUUUUAUAAUGUUCUACCUAGGGUCAAUUAACACUUUAUAAUAAUUAUAAUUAUUUGACAUUUUUUUGUUUUGUUUCCAGUGAGACUUACAAUAUUGUUUUCGUCUUUUUUAUGUCAAAUGAUCAUAAGGGUGUGUUUUUUUUAUAAAAAUUAAUUUAGAAUUUAUUUGAAUCGAACUUUUACAAAAAGUAUUAUUUUUAUUAUUUUUUUUGUUUUGUUUUAGCAAACCUUUAUUGGUUUCAAUCUGCGGCUGUGCUACAUGAUUUAAUGGGUUUUUUUACAACUUUUGUUUAAUUUUCAGUUUAAACUUCGGUUAGGAAUUUUAAUUGGGGAUUUCAAAAAAUUUAUUUAGUUUAUUUCAGUGUUUUCGAUUUAGAAAUGAAGAUCCUAUUGCUAAAAGUAUGUCGGUCACAUAGAUUUUUAUGUCUGGCUCAAAUAACUUUUGACGGCUGCUCAUAAUCCAUUAGAAAUGUUGAAAUAUUUCAUUAACUAUAGUUUACUCUCAUUAGAAUAUGAAUGAGAUGAUAAAAAAAAGUAGUGCUUGAGACCUCUUCAGUUCCUACAAUGCUGGGAAAAUAUAGGAUGGUUAGAUACAGUUAGCAUAGUUCAACUAAUGCUGCUCAAUUCAGUGAUAGGCACAUAUUUGUUCUUGAAGGUGGAGAUGUGGUUGGCUUUUGCUUGGCAUUAUCAAAUCAAUACACACAUUCUGUUUUUAUAUAUCAACUGAAAUUCGAGAGUGAAUUUAACUGAAACUGAAAUUCUAUUUCAAAAAGAAUUUUUAGUUUUGAAUACCAUCAAGGAAAAAAUUUUUUUCCAAUUUUUAUUUAGGUAAGAAAUUCAAUUCCAGAUUCACCCUCAUAUCUGAUUUUGGUAUACAAGAAUAUCAUGAUCAUUAUUGGAUUUUCUAUGAAAGAAUCCAAUGGUUGGCUGUGUUUCCAAUACAAUAAUUUCCUAUACAUCUCAACUUUUUAAGAAUUGCAUCAUCAAUGUGCAAUUGAUGUAUUUAGUAGAAUCUAUGUUUAAGCUUUAUUUUCACAAUUUAAAAAUAAUUCUGAAAUAGAGUGUUUAGCAUAGACUGUAGUAUUUUGACAUAACUUGUGGAUUAUAUUAGCUCUUAAGGUUACUUGUUUACUAAACCUUGAAAUUUAACAUUUUAUUUCA
This is a messenger RNA of Octopus sinensis (East Asian common octopus), 3507 nucleotides long. RefSeq names its product 1,4-alpha-glucan-branching enzyme. Gene Ontology annotation, molecular function: cation binding; 1,4-alpha-glucan branching enzyme activity; hydrolase activity, hydrolyzing O-glycosyl compounds. The record is from RefSeq and is a predicted model, not a curated record. Bases 228 to 2297 code for a protein of 689 amino acids. Gene Ontology annotation, cellular component: cytoplasm. NCBI's taxonomy places the organism in Eukaryota, Metazoa, Mollusca, Cephalopoda, Octopoda, Octopodidae. Gene Ontology annotation, biological process: glycogen biosynthetic process. The transcript has 15 exons.